CUUUCAUGUCCCUGCCUGCCGAUGCCGUCCAGCCGGGACGAUCCGUCCACUUCCAUUACAGUCCUCAUCUUACAGCGGCCUGGAUCAGUUUCCCGCUGCAGAGCUGCGCCGCCGCCGAGCAGCGAGACGCCAUGGCGAAGUUCCUGACUCAAGAUCAGAUUACAGAGUAUAAGGAGUGUUUCUCGCUGUACGACCAGCAGCGGAGAGGCCGGAUCGAGGCCCAGCAGCUGAUCACAGUGAUGCGCUGCCUGGGAUCGAACCCCACCCCCUCCGAGGUCUGCCGGCACCUGCUGACACAUAAUAUAGAUCGGGGGGGUGAGCUGGACUUCUCCACCUUCCUGACCAUCAUGCACCGGCAGCUCCAGCAGGAGGCGCCGCAGCAGGAGAUCCUGCAGGCCAUGAGGAUGGCCGACAAGGAGCAGAAAGGCUUCAUCACGGCUUCAGAGCUGCGGGCCAAACUCACCGGCCUGGGAGAGAAGCUGACCGACGAGGAGGUGGACGAGCUGCUGAAGGAGGCGGGCGUCGGAGCUGACGGGCGAGUUCACUACGAGGCGUUUGCCAAGGCGGUGACCCGGCCCUCCGCCCGCCGCUGACUCCACUCUCCACACUCCAGACUUUAACAACCACAUUUGUGUCAAAGAGAAAAUAAACCUGUUGUCUCUCCUCAUAUGAUGCUUCUGCUGUUUGGGCCGGUUAUUAAAAAUA
Messenger RNA from Myripristis murdjan (pinecone soldierfish), 705 nucleotides. It is a transcript of the gene calml4b, whose product is annotated as calmodulin-like 4b. Gene Ontology annotation, molecular function: calcium ion binding. Gene Ontology annotation, cellular component: myosin II complex. The transcript is spliced from 5 exons. Bases 6 to 593 code for a protein of 195 amino acids. The record is from RefSeq and is a predicted model, not a curated record. NCBI's taxonomy places the organism in Eukaryota, Metazoa, Chordata, Actinopteri, Holocentriformes, Holocentridae.